UAGCUUUUGUCUUGAAAUACUAGAAUUCAUUCCGGUAUUGAGAGAGCUUUUCAUCAGGGUUGUACCAAAACAAGAUUAACCCAAUUCAUUGUGGAAGAAGAGUGCGGAAGAGUUUGGUUUGGGUAGUUUUUUUGCUGGAAUUGUAUGUUACUUUCUUCCUGUGGUCAAAAAUGGACAAGUUCAAAAUAAGCAAAAUGCUCCAAGAGUAUUUGAGGUCUAGAUUAAUUUUUUUUUAGUCUGUCGUUGUACAGGAAGAGUUAGUGCGUUAUAGAAAGGCUUGCUUGAGCUACAAGAAGUGCCUUUAAACAUUACUGCAUUUCUUGGAUAUGUUUUGGUUAGUAAAUCGAGGACAUGGUUUUAUUAGCCCUGGCAUUGAUUAUCUCUGACCCACUCACCUAUAUAUCCUGGAAAGGAUGAGUUUAGAACUCUUUUGCUUUAAAUACAUGGGGUUUUCUAGCAAGGGUGUUUUGGUCUGAAAAGCUUCUAAAAUGUUAGUGUAUCCACUUAUAGGUGGAUUUAUUUUUCAGAGGGGAAGUACGGGUAGACAUUCAGCCAUGCUUUCUAGAAAACACUUUGUAGUAUUUCUGCUUUAAAAGUAAAAGUUCUAGUCGCUAACGAGAGCGUGCCUUUUACUGUAAUAGUUCACAUUUAGUGUGACAUAAGGACAAUUAUGCAAAAAUGUGUUGAGACUGGAAGCUGCUAUUCAAAGUUGUUGAAUAUUGUAAGAUCACCGAAGACAGCACGGGGUUGAAUGCUUGGUGAUUAGUACUCCUCCUACAUAGCCCUCUGCGUUACCUCCGGAUUAGACACAGAGCUGACUGCCGUGGUAGUUUCCCUGACUGAGGAGUGAUGUUCUCAAACAAUGAUGAAGCUGUGAUCAACAAAAAACUUCCAAAAGAGCUGCUGCUUCGAAUUUUCUCUUUCCUGGAUGUGGUCACUCUGUGUCGUUGUGCUCAAGUUUCCAGGGCAUGGAAUGUUCUGGCCCUGGAUGGCAGUAACUGGCAGCGAAUUGACCUGUUUGAUUUCCAGAGGGAUAUUGAGGGCCGGGUAGUUGAGAAUAUUUCUAAAAGAUGCGGGGGUUUCUUGCGGAAGUUGAGCCUGCGUGGCUGCCAAGGAGUGGGAGACAAUGCAUUAAGGACAUUUGCACAGAACUGCAGAAAUAUUGAAGUAUUGAACCUAAAUGGCUGUACCAAGAUCACAGAUGCUACGUGUACCAGCCUCAGUAAGUUCUGCUUUAAACUCAGGCACCUUGAUUUGGCUUCCUGCACUUCCAUAACCAACCUGUCUCUGAAAGCGCUGAGCGAGGGAUGCCCACUGCUGGAACAGCUGUAUAUCUCCUGGUGCGACCAAGUGACUAAGGACGGCAUCCAGGCUCUGGUGAGAGGCUGUGGGGGACUCAAAGCCCUGUUUCUGAAAGGCUGCACGCAGCUUGAGGAUGAAGCUCUGAAAUACAUUGGUGCACAUUGUCCCGAGCUGGUGACUUUAAACCUUCAAACGUGCUUACAAAUAACAGAUGAUGGUCUCAUUACAAUAUGCAGAGGAUGCCACAAGUUACAAUCCUUGUGUGCUUCGGGCUGCUGUAACAUCACAGAUGCCAUCUUGAAUGCCCUGGGGCAGAACUGCCCACGGCUUAGAAUAUUAGAAGUUGCAAGGUGUUCUCAACUAACAGAUGUGGGCUUUACCACUCUAGCUAGGAACUGCCAUGAGCUUGAAAAAAUGGACCUGGAAGAGUGCGUCCAGAUAACAGACAGUACACUAAUCCAGCUUUCCAUACACUGUCCACGGCUUCAGGUUCUGAGUUUGUCCCACUGUGAGCUGAUUACGGAUGAUGGGAUUCGUCACUUGGGAAACGGCGCCUGCGCACACGACCGCUUGGAGGUGAUCGAGCUGGACAACUGCCCUUUGAUCACGGAUGCCUCCCUGGAGCACCUGAAAAGCUGCCACAGCUUGGAGAGGAUAGAACUGUACGACUGUCAGCAAAUCACGCGGGCAGGGAUCAAGAGACUCAGGACCCAUUUACCCAAUAUUAAAGUCCAUGCCUACUUCGCGCCUGUGACUCCACCUCCUUCGGUCGGGGGCAGCAGACAACGCUUCUGCAGAUGUUGCAUCAUCCUAUGACACUGGAAGUGGUCGUCCUUGCAAACUGACUAUUUAAUUACACUUGUAGAAUUACGGUGGACACCAGUAUCUUCAAGGAAAGCGAUACCAGUGUCAUUUGCCAGGGCCAGUGAACAGGGCCGUGGUGCCAGGCCCCUGUAGCCACCCAUACACAUACAUAUACGCGCCCCACCUGUUCCAGCAAACCGAUGAACUCCGCAGAAUGGGAGCUGGAGCUGUGUUGGCUUUUUUUCUGUAGGUGGAUUGGUAUAAUUCUGAACCAUUCCUACUGGGCAUGCUCAGAUGAAAUCAUUGCGGUAAGGAGGGGAGGGUUUUUUGUGAACCCAGAAUGACUCUUGCUGCUGUUGAGGUCGGAAUAGCAACUGAAAUCCUUUGAAAUGGGGAAAGGGGGAGAGGGAAGGAACAUGCUUUAACCCUGCAUCCCUUGUCCAGCAGAAAAAAAAAAAAAACCAAACCUGAAAAUCCCAACAAGUUUUGUGUCCGUUUUUCAGUGAGGGAAUGAAACAGCAGCUGUUGUGAGACCUGAUUUACUUGUGCUUCUCUGCUUCCCGUUCCCUGCUGACCACCCUGAGCAUGCUCACAUUGAAGGUUCAUCUGUUUCUUCUGUGUUCUGUAGCAUCCAGCUCAGAGGCUUCCUAGAUCGUCGUGAUAUAGCUUGAAAUCUGUAAUGUCAGGCUCCAUUUUUUUAUCCUCCCUACAUCCUGCUUUUUUUACAGGUUUCUAAUUCAGUAAUUUUUUUGAGAUUUACCAAACAAAAGUUACGAAUCAAUAAUUUAAAUUUUGAAAAAAAAACAAAACACUUUUUACCAUUAGAAGCCCGAGCCUGUAACGACCCGUUAGGAAGAUCUUUAAAUGGAAGGUGAGCUGCGCCACAGGCUAGGCUCUUGUAGGCUUCUUGGCCUGUUUUUAUCAGCGAUAGGAUGUCCGAAUUUGUUUUUGCAUUUCAGGUUUUAUCCCAGCGACAAGAAUAUAACUCUUGAUAUAGGGAAAAAGUUAUAGUUUCUGUUCCAAUGACUGUGAGUUCCCUGCUCCUCCUGUUCUUUCCCUCCCACCCUUCAUCUUGCCCCCAAGGAAAAGCAGAGUAGAGUUUUUUUGCUUGUUGCCCUGAUCAAGAAAUAAUGCCUCGCUAACGGAAGCGGGAGGAGCAGCGGGCUGGAAAAUAUGCCCUCAAUUUAUUGUCACGUUGUCGUAUGCCGAGGUGCGAGCGCUGGGUGAUUUUGCUGACUUUUGCAUCUUCUGCAGGUAAGUGUUUUGCCCCGGAGAAGGAACCGUCUGAAUGAAACGAGGGUUUUCUAUGUGCCAGUCCUUCCCGGCUGUUGGGACGUGCUCCCAGCAGCUGCUUUUGAGACAUUUCAGGCAAGAUUAGCCCAGGUGCUUCAGAGGAGCGUAGACAGCCCGGGCCAGCUCUGUCAGCUCCCAGUUCCUUGAUGCUGGCAGCUCCAGAUGCCCAGUAUGAAACAUGUGAACAGAUGGGCAGAUGCCAAGGGUUUAAUGGGGCAGAACUUGGUCAAACUCUUAACAGGUUUGCGGAAGACGAGCUGACGUGUAAGUAAUUGCGCUCUUCCUGCUGUCCGCACCCCGGGGUGGACGGGAGCGCACGUGUUUGGGGGUGACAGAGAGGAGCAAGGCUGUUUAAUCAUCCUCACUGCCAAGGAAGUGGUGCUUCACCUUUCCGCUGAAAAAUCUGAUGGGGGAAGAGCAGGGUGCAGCACAAGGAAAUGGCUAUUUUAGGGUCCUAGGGGCUUGUUUUCAUUCACCGUGGGUUUGCUUUGAGGACAGUGUGCUGCUUCCCAACGCUUUUAUUGCUGUCUGAGCAUUUCAGGCAGCCAGAAGGGUCGCUUAGUCCCACCGAAGCUGUAUCCCCUUCAUCUACAACUUAAAUUUCCCCAGCCCAUCGGUAUGUGCUUAACAAAGCCUUGCAGAUGCACAGUCUGCUGGGAGGAAAUCCAGUGUGCUGUGUUUAAAAGGAUACUGUCAAUGCCUUUCCUGUAGAUCACUUUUAAUCUGUUAUAUUUAUUCAAAUCCUCUUUAGCGCUGUGGAUUCUCUCUCUCUCCUCAACGAGCAUGUUCCUAUACUUCGUUUGCAGAACUCCUUUCUCCGAUUUUUCGGGGUGGCAGAAGAUAAUGGUCACAGACUGACUCCAAAGGGGCGGGUGCGCCUGGGGCAGCACCCCGCAAUCCCGGUAUUUGCACAGCUCUGGAAAGAACACUCUGUUUUAUUUUAUACCGUGGCGGGGGAGAGCUAAAAUGGAUUUGCAAGCCAGGGUGUAGUUGGCUGACUGAUUUCUUUGUAACAGAGUAGAGUUUUCAAGGGAAAACUCAAGAAUACAGAACCCAAAGCAUUAUUUUUAUUUUUUUCCAAACAGGGUGACAGCAUUAAGGUAGCUCAAACUGCUUGACAGUGUCCUUUUAAGUCAAUUAUCCGUCUUCAAAUGGACUCUUCCUAAUGUUUGUAUUUAUAAAUACCAAUAAACACCAUUUUCCAA
This is a messenger RNA of Grus americana (Whooping crane), 4604 nucleotides long. It is a transcript of the gene FBXL20, whose product is annotated as F-box and leucine rich repeat protein 20. The coding region runs from base 850 to 2118 and encodes 422 amino acids. Gene Ontology annotation, molecular function: protein binding. The transcript has 15 exons. Gene Ontology annotation, biological process: SCF-dependent proteasomal ubiquitin-dependent protein catabolic process. Lineage: Eukaryota; Metazoa; Chordata; Aves; Gruiformes; Gruidae. Gene Ontology annotation, cellular component: SCF ubiquitin ligase complex. The record is from RefSeq and is a predicted model, not a curated record.